GUACCGCUCCGAAAUGCCCCGUUAUGGCACCGGCCUGUCCCCCUGCCGGCAAACAAGCCGCCGUGCCCCGCCGUUCCCUCCGCUCCCUUGGGUGGCAGAAUGGCACGCUGAGCCCCCCCCCCAACCUGCAGCUCUGCGGGGCUCCGAUGGCCCUGGUGGUUUCUGUGCUGUGACGCCGAGCAUCGGGCUGCUCUGCCAGCUCGGCCCCGCCGUGCUGCAGGACGAGCUGCUCCGGCUCACCCUGCCAAACGUCAGCUUAUCUCACCCCCGGAGAGAUGCAUCUUUAUGGCUCUGCAUCUUUAUUUCCAUGUAUAUUCGCUGCAGCUGUGUUGAUGGGAGCUGAAGCACAAACAGGUUAUCCCGUGGGUGAGGUGUGCAUACAGAGCCCCUGGGAGCUGCCGGUGUUUGGGGUGUUGGAAGGGGAAUCUGGUCCUUUUGGCAGUGGCCAGCUUUGUGUUUCCUUGGGGCCGUGGAGCUGUUUGGUGCUCUGGGAAAAUGGGGUGGAAGUGCCUGGAAGUGGGGCUGCCGCCGUGGGGAGGCAGCCUCAGGAUCCCAACAGCUGCAGCAGGCACAGAUCAGCUGCGCUGUGUUAAUGGUGUGAUCUCCGCAGGGAGAGGUCCUGGAGCCCCAUGUGCUCCCACAACAGGAUGGAGACGGGCUGAUCCCAGGGAACUGAAGGGGAUUAAAAUUCUUGUGUAUUUCAGGGAGCUGUGAUCCCUUCUCCAAGGCAGGGGCCUCUUGUGGGGUCACUGGGGCGGGCGGUGCCAGUAUUUGCUGGGAUGGCUGUUUGCAGCCCCAUGAGCAGCAAAAAGCUCCGAACAGGCAGGGCUGAACGGCAGGGACAUCAGCCGUCCUUUGGAGCAGGGCUGAACGGUGACAAUUUGGAGAAAGCCCCGGGUUGAGGGGCUCCAAAAGCUCGAGGGCACUCCAUGUGGUGGCACUCGGUUCCUUCUGGAGGGACAGCAGCUCCGUGUGAGAAGCAGCUUCCCAGCUCUGUGCUGAGAGCAUCCCGCAUCCCUCCGUAGGGAAGGGUGAUGUGGGACCGCCUGGAGGCAGAGAGGAGGGCAGAGGGGAUGGGAGCAGAGGAGACGGACCUGUUGGGGCUGCCCGGCUUCUUAGCAUGGGAGGCGCGUAUGGCUGUCACAGUCUGCAGCUAAUUACAGGGACCUGUCUGCAGCCCAGACGGCUGCCAGCCAUCGUAAUCACAUCAAACUGGGAUGGGCUGGGCUCUUUUGCACGGCCCCAUUGAUUCACAGCCCUGUCCCCAGCCUUACCCCAGCGGGCUCCUGCUGGCCAGCCUUGCAUGGGUAGGGCCCAGUUUGCUGCGUCCGUGGGGCACCCUGGGGAUCCAACAACAGCAGAUCAGCCGUGCAGUUUGGGAUCUUAGCAAACAGAGCAAAGCUUGGGAAUGCCAUCUAUGUCCCAUGGGAGGGAUGCAUUACCCACAGGGAUUGAAGGCAGCAGCAGGGUUGGCACCCCGCACCCACGGGUGUUUCAAUUCAGCACCCCAGGGUCACAGCAGCUCCAUCCCAGCCGUGGAGCUGCGGCUGUUUGCUGAUCCAACACCACUGGUGGUCCUUCAUCAAGCUGGCACCUCUGUGGUCUGCGAAUGCACAGAACUGGGUCAGGUGUGUUCCUCCAAGCAGCAAUCUGUAGCCAUUCUCAGCAUGCAGCCGGCCUGCCUGAAUGCUGGCAAGGACAUGCAGAGCCCAGGGAGUAAGCCGCCCUUCUGCUUUAUCCCAUUGACUGCCAAUCUGCCGCGUUAAUCAUUGACCCCGGUGCACGGCUGGGAGUCCUGAGCUCAGAGCCGUGCACGUACAUCCUGGUGCCCUGGGAUGCUCUGCUGCUGGGGCAGAGCUGCGGGAAGGCCUGGAGCCUCCGAGGGCUGAGGUUACCGACCUCCGUGCCCACAGCUCUCCGCCCUUUCCUGGGGAGCCAUUUUGAGGGGGGUGUCAGCCCUCGGGCAGCUCUUGGGCGGUGCGAGCACAGUGCAGAGGUUCCCACAGCGAAAGCCCCGGGCUGCUGUGCGGGGAGCCCCAGGAGCCGCCGCAUCGCUUUGUUUUGAAAAGCCGAGGCAGGAAGGAAGAGAGCGGUGACAAACGCUGCGUGGGGAAGGGACGGGACGGGUUCGCACCGCAGAGCCCUGAGCCAGGCACGCCGGGCGAGCAGGAACAGCGGCUCGGGGCAGAACAAUAGCAGCCCGGGGGGAAUAAAUUAUUUUCCACCGAAUUGGGCGAGACCUCGGUCUCCUCCCACUGCUCCGCUCAGGGACAGGCCACUAACCCCGGACUCAGCCGUGCUGGGAAAGGGCUGGCGGCAGCUGCGGGACAUCUCCCACUGUGGAUGAGCAAACAUCAAAGUGCGGCUCUCCCGGAGCUGCCCCAGGCUCAUGUCCCGGCCGAGUCCCGCAUGGCCGCAGCGAGACGAACCCCCCCCGUGCGGCACCGCCACCGCGCUCCCCCCGGCCUCGUCCGACAGCGACUCCGGCUGUGCCCUGGAAGAAUACCCGGAGCCCCCCGCAGAGCCCGCGGCCCCCGAGGUCCCCGCCGGCUUCGAGAGCCGCCCCACGGAUCAACCCCGUCCUGCCGGCCGGAGCCUGCUCCGUGUCAGAGCCCUCCUGCAGCAGCUGCCGCCUCAAGACUGCGAUGAGCGGUACUGCCCCGACCUCGAGGAGGAGGAGAGGAAGCAGCUCAGGGCGUUCAGCGCCCGCCGCCGACGGGACGCGCUGGGCCAGGGGGUGGCGGUGCCGGUGCCGGGCUCCCGCCACGGCUGUCCGUGCAGGAAGUGCGGCAGGAGGCUGAGCAAAGGAGACCCCGGGAUUGCGGCGUCGCGGCUGGGAGAGCAGCUCUGGCACCCGCCCUGCUUCUGCUGCCACGUCUGCCACCAGCCCCUGGUGGACCUCAUCUACUUCCAGCAGGAUGGAAGGAUCUACUGCGGUCGGCACCACGCCGAGCUCUUUCGGCCUCGCUGUGCCUCCUGCGACCAGCUGAUCUUCUUGGAAGAGUGCAUCGAGGCUGAGGGCCGGCGCUGGCACCCGGAGCAUUUCUGCUGCCUGGAGUGCGACGCACCGCUGUGCGGGCAGCGCUACGUGAUGCGGAGCGGCCAGCCCUGCUGCCGCAGCUGCUUCGACAGCCUCUUUGCCGAGCCGUGCCAGGCCUGCGGGGAGCCCAUCGGUGUCGACAGCGAAGAGGCCACACACCAGGGUCUGCACUGGCACGCCUGUGCUGCCUGCUUCUGCUGCAGUCUCUGCCGAAAGCCGCUGCGUGGGCAGCCCCUCACCGCCCGCUGCGGGCGGCUCUUCUGCUCCGAGAGCUGCAGUCUGGGCCGGGAUGCGUCCUCUGCUGCCUCCACCACCUCCGAUUCCUCUGACUCGGCCUUUGUCUCGGCACCGUCCCCUGACUCGACGCCCGUCUCCAGAGCCAGCCACGCCACCAGGGCUGGGAGCACCGCGGCAGCUGGGGGCUGCAGACAGCGGGUGGAAGGGGCUGAGGUGCUACCAGAUCAGGCCUCUACACAUCCUGCGUUCAGGAGCCCAGAGGACCACGGAGCAGCUGUGGAGAGGAGCAAGGAUUCUGUGUGCACAGGGAUGCUGGGAGCAUCAACCAGCCACCCCUCCAACGUUCAGCCCUGCACAGAGGGUCACUGCAGGCUUCUGGGAGGUCCUGAAUGCCGAAUACUGCCAGGGGAUGGAAACCCACACUUCCAAGUGGGUCGGCCCCCUGCCCAACCCGGCCUACAUCUGGAGGACAUUGACCCACAGGAUAUCAUGGAAGAGGACGAUUCCUGGUGUCCCACCUGCUCUUCAUCCUCAGACUCUGACUCGGAAGAGGAAGGUUUCUUCUUUGGGAAACCCAUCCCCAAGCCCGGGAUGAGCUCUGUGGGCAGGGAGCCCCAGCGCCUGGAGCGGGCAGGGCGCAGGAUGGCGAAGCUGCGUGGCAGCAGCAAGCACUGCAGCGUGUCCUAGCGCAGGGACGCUCGGUACGCAGGGGGCCCCAGGCGCUGCAGAGGCUGCUGGGAAGGUGGCACUUUGCGUGGUAUUGAAGCAGAGGGGCAGCGGCUGGGGGCCAAAUGCACAGGUGGGGGGGGAGAGGGGGAGAGCACCUUGUAUGGCGCUGCCAUCCUGCCAGCACUUGCAGUGGUCUCAAUGCAUUGCAAAGACUUUUUAGACACAGCCCAAGGCGGAGGUGGCGGGGGGGAGGGAGAAGCUGCUGGGAUCUUUGACGAGCAGAUGCUGGCAAAGCACGGCCUGCAAUGCCUGCUGGCCUCUCCCUCAAUUAGGAACAGGUAAAGCGAGCAGGGAGCAGAGAACCAGCAGCCCGCACUGGGGUAUGGUCUGACUGCUGUCUCAGGCAAACCCAAGGCCCCAGAGAGCAGCUGUGCUCUGGGAGGGCAGCCAAGGACUUAGGACACGGGCAGACACCUGCAUGGCACCUGCUGCAGGGAUUCCUGCCCAGACUGGCCAGGAGAGAUCUGGCCACUAGGGUCAGAUCCAGAUGCCAGGUGAGAAUCCCUCACUCAUAGAGAUAGCUUGGAGGAGCAGAGCUGAUGCUGCCCCGCAUGGGGCUGUGUCCCCUGCUGCUGCAGGGAGGAGACCAGCGGGGCAGAUCUGCCACCAUGAUGGACGAUGCUCCAACAAAGCUCAGCCAAGGCCUGAAUACACAAGAGCCAGCCACACCUGGCCUGUUUCUCUCCAGCCUGGGUUUGCAGCAGCAUUAACUGUGGUGCUGGAGAACCGUUUUUGAGGGCAGCUGAGGGGCCCCAGGGAAGGACCGAGCUGGGGUGUCACCGUGGGACCCCUCCCUGUGCCCACUGCCCCAGCAGAACAGGAACGGAGCAACAGCAGUGCAAAAAUAACUCCUUUUUAUUUAUGAACACAAGAACAAACCACAAAUUGUAAGAGAACAUCCAUGAAAAACAAGAACAGAAUAAAGAGAGCUCCCCCCUCCCUCCAAUAAAACCAUCUCCUGUCUCUAAAA
This is a messenger RNA of Centrocercus urophasianus (Greater sage-grouse), 4976 nucleotides long. It is a transcript of the gene PRICKLE4, whose product is annotated as prickle planar cell polarity protein 4. The transcript is spliced from 8 exons. The record is from RefSeq and is a predicted model, not a curated record. The coding region runs from base 2390 to 3964 and encodes 524 amino acids. Gene Ontology annotation, molecular function: zinc ion binding. Lineage: Eukaryota; Metazoa; Chordata; Aves; Galliformes; Phasianidae.